Messenger RNA from Blumeria graminis f. sp. triticale, 582 nucleotides. The record is from the annotation of a GenBank genome assembly. Lineage: Eukaryota; Fungi; Ascomycota; Leotiomycetes; Helotiales; Erysiphaceae.
AUGCUUCAAGGAAAAACAACAGUAAUUCCCAUAAUUUCCAAAGCAGAUAUGAUCACGACAGCACAAAUGAUUUACCUUAAAAAGAAGAUGUUGGAGGGAAUGCGGUUGGCUAAUCUUGAUCCCCUCCAAGCGCUCGGACUUAGCAGCGCCAGAUCGUCGAGUGGAUCACCCAGCGAUACAGACAAUGAAGAUAAUCAAUGCAGGACUGAUAAUGGCAGUGAUUCGGGAACAUUGGCAGAGGACGGCUUUCUUCCAAUAAAUAAGCCUCUAACUCUAAACCUGAAGCGAAAUCUAUCACACUCAUCGCACCGUCAGGUAUCACUAGACGGAAGUGAUAUUUUUGGGGAUUUUCCACACCUACCAUUGUCAGUCAUUAGUCCUGACAUGUACGAACCUUCAUUUAUCGGUCGAAGGUUUCCUUGGGGUUUUGCCGAUCCAAUGAAUAGUCAACACUGCGACUUUGUGCAGUUAAAAGAAUCCAUCUUGGGUGAAUGGCGAGAUGAGAUACGAGAGGUGUGUCGCGAUGUUUGCUAUGAGAACUGGAGAACUAGACAACUUAAGCAUCAUCGAUCACAAUCAUGA